Messenger RNA from Lottia gigantea (owl limpet), 693 nucleotides. RefSeq lists its product as hypothetical. Gene Ontology annotation, cellular component: nucleus; chromatin. The transcript is spliced from 6 exons. Lineage: Eukaryota; Metazoa; Mollusca; Gastropoda; Lottiidae. Gene Ontology annotation, biological process: mitotic sister chromatid cohesion. Bases 1 to 693 code for a protein of 230 amino acids. Gene Ontology annotation, molecular function: protein-lysine-acetyltransferase activity. The record is from RefSeq and is a predicted model, not a curated record.
AUGUUGCAGGAUGCUGGUCAGAAGAAGUUUGGCGCUACCGUCUGUGAUGUUUGUGGAAUGGUGUAUACGCAUGCUGACCCUAUAGAUGAAACAACUCAUGCUAAGUUUCAUGCCAAUUUACUAAAUACCCUCAAAUUCCCUGGUUGGAAGAAAGAACGUAUUGUUGAAGAGUUUAUAGAAGAUGGCAGUAAAAUAGUAAUGGUUUUAAAUGAUGACCCUAAAUACGCUACUAGAAAGAUUAGUGAGAUUAAUAAGAUAAUGGGACAGGAACUGGGAUUUCCUGAUAUUAAUUUAUCUUUUACCUCAAAUUAUAAGGGUUUUCUGUAUAUAUCAGAAGAUAAGAAUAUAGAAGGAUGCUGUAUUGCGGAGAGUAUACAAGAGGGAUACCGUGUAAUAGCUGACCCUACCAGUAAAUCUCCCAGUAAAAAUAGUGAAACUCAACAGAGACCAUGGUACUGUGAUACAGAGCCAGAGAGAGCUAGUAUUGGUAUCAGUAAAAUCUGGGUUUAUAAACAAUCGCGACAGAAAGGAAUCGCCUCUCGAUUGCUUGACACUAUCAGGACGUGUUUCCAUUAUGGUGGUGUUGUAGAAAGAAAUGAAUUAGCAUUCUCCGACCCUACCCCCGAUGGGAAGAAAUUCGCUACUAAAUAUACAGGGGCACCAUCCUUUCUGGUUUAUAGAUAUAUUCGAUGA